Messenger RNA from Anisakis simplex (herring worm), 333 nucleotides. The record is from the annotation of a GenBank genome assembly. Lineage: Eukaryota; Metazoa; Nematoda; Chromadorea; Rhabditida; Anisakidae.
AUGGAGCAAAGCGAUUUACUUAUUGUAACGAAAGCCGAUGGAGAGCUUGAAAAAAAAGCGCGGCUCACACAAAUGGAAUACGUUUCGGCACUCAAAUAUAUGCGACCAAGAUCACCGGACUGGCGACCUGUGGUGAUGAGUGCAUCAAUACACAAGCCUGAAACCAUCGAAAAUGUUUCGAAAAUGUUAGACAAAUUUUGGGAUACAGCCGUUAAAACAGGACUACUGAUGGAACGUCGUAACGAACAGCUAACCAAAUGGAUGUGGACUCAUGUUCAGGAUGAAAUAAUGGCCGUCUUCAGAAGGCAUCCUCAAGUUCUACGGAAGGUUUGA